AAAUCAUAGCGCUGUAGUCACCUUUAGCUUCACAACCUGUAGCAUAGACGAGGUGUGUCUCUAGUGCAAUGUAAUUAACAGUGUAAUUGAGAAAGUUUCGCGUAGAAAUCGAUAAGUUCGGGUUGAACGUCGAACCUUACGCGCAGGUUUGCCUGUCGUGUGUUAUUUCUUUCACCGAAUAUCUUCGGCGUCAAGAUGUCUACAUCCGUCACAGCCAAACUUCAAGAUGACAUGAACAGUAUACCGUUGGCAGACGACGAUCCUCAAGUAAUUAUUCCUGAGGAAGAAAUUCUGGAUAACAGCUGCCAUUUAUCUGAUGCAUUGGGCAGGGGACGCAGCAUGGAUUCUAUUCCCUCAACAUUCACAAAUGGCAGCUGUAGUCCCAAUAGCUUAGAUCCUGAUAUCAGUCCCGAUGAACAAGAAGAGAAAGCUAGACUGAUUGCCCAAGUACUUGAACUUCAGAAUACUUUAGACGACUUGUCACAGAGAGUGGACAGUGUAAAGGAAGAGAAUCUAAAAUUGAGAAGUGAGAAUCAAGUACUCAAUCAAUAUAUCGAAAACUUAAUGUCUGCAUCCAGUGUUUUUCAAUCCACCAGCCCUAACACCAAAAAAAAGUGAAUCUAUGUCUUAAAUUAGAGAAAAAUUCUGAAAAACAGGGAUUUUAAAAUAAUGUGAUCUUUAGCUCUUCAUAAAAAGUAUGUAUAUGUUUUCCCUUUAUAACACCCUAAUUUAAAAGGAAAAGUAUAGAAAAGAAAUUUAAUGUAGAUAUAAGAGUAUCCAAUAUAUUAUUUAAUGAAUUGUGCUUAUUCUGGCAAUUUAUUUCUUGUUAGUGUGUACAUACUUUUUAUGAAGAUGACAUAUAUAAAUGAAAAUUUCCUUGUUUCUUCUCAUGAUUCCUAUUUGAAUCAUAUUCACUUAAAAAUUUGUGGGUUAAACUGUAUAUUUACUUUCUCCUUCUGUCGCUUUAUAUGCUUUUUGCUUGAGAAGCAAUGCACUUGUAAUUACUAUAUUGCCAAAGAAUUCCAAUUUCCAUUUAUAUAUUACAGUUUUAUUUAUUCACUCAUAGUGGAAGGGUAAGAAUCUCGUUUAUUAUGGACAAAGUUCAUGAGGAUCUAUAAAAGGAAGAAAAAGAAUUGAUAUUUUCAAAACAAAGUUUAUAAAUGCUCGAUUAAUUGAGUUGUGUAUUUAGAUUAUUUGUUUUGAGUGUUUAAUUUUAAUCCUUGGACUAUGUCUUAAAAGUUUUGUUUAAUUAAUUAGUCUAUUUGUGUAGCAUGUUAAAUAAGAAAUAGGUUUAAAAAGAAAGUCGCAUAUGUCUUUAAGGAAAAAUUGGUCUAUGUGACGCCAAUAAUAUCCUCUUUCCAAGGGUUAACAGUUUUCCGCGCAGAAGAUACACUCCCGAUGGAAUAAAUACAGUGACUUCUUUGUUCUACUUUUAUAUGAUCACUGUUUAUGUUUUUUCACGUACUUACGCAUUAUCACAAACAUUACUAUUUUAUGAACAAGGUAUGAAGGUUAGAGUCCUGUAGACCCAAUUUACACUUCAAAUUAUUUUUCAUGGUCUAUGAAUAGUCCAUUCUUUGUGAAAUUGUAGGUUGUGGACUUUGUUAUUUGUAUUUUGAAUUAAUUUCAAUCACCUUAUUUGAGACACCUUACAGAAAGUCACUAUAUUUCUUCCCCAAUUUUUUAAAGUAAGGUUGUACUGAGGUAGUAAGCUUAUUUGAAUCAUAAACUGAUGCUUUUUAUAUUCUUGAAUUCUUGGAUCUAAGAUAAUUUCAAACAAUUUAGAAAUUACUACAGUUAGUCUGGAAGAGAAAUUUAUUGGAAAGAUGACUGUUUUGCAUAGCAAUUAAUGAUUACUGAUAUACUUUGGUGAUUACUGAAUUUACAUCCUCUUUUUAUGGACUUUCUAAGUUUUCUACUUCAUUAUGGCAUUAUUUCCAGGAAAAUGAUUUAAUUUUAGCAACGAAAUUAUUAAUCUCAAAAAUUAACAAUAAAACUUACAAACGAAUUUUAUUUUAUUAUUUUUUUUAGAAAUAAAUUUUAUUUACAAUAUUUUAAUUUGCGGUUGUUGAAAUUGAUUGCUGGCAACAUAUUUGAUAUUUACAAAUUAAAAUGCGAGAGUAAUAAAUGUUUGUAGAUUUACUGUAUUUAAUCGAACACCGGCGUUUUUUAAUUGAAGCUUUCGCUUAAGAGUUUCGAUAUACCUGUAUGCAAUGUAUGUAGGUGUACAAAAGAGAUAAGAAAUAGUUAUAUAUAAAUAUAAAUAUAUAUAUAUACAAUUGCAUAUAAAUAUAUUAUAUUACAUAUAAUUAUAAUGUAAUAAAAUACAGAUUAGUGUUCGUACGAAUGCUGCAAGCGAAGUGAAAAAUUCAGAUUGUGAUCAGAUUAGAUCGACACACUUUGCUUGUAGCAUAAUCGAUCGACGACUGAUAUUAUUAAAAAAAGAAAGAAAAAGAAGGAUGUACUGCAAUUUGAAACUGCAAAUUGCGAUGAAGGUUCAGUUGAAGGGCACAAGCAGAAUGCACAAUCCCAAACUAUUCCGUUGUUGAGUAACAGUGUUAUAAUAAACAUUAUAUUCUAUUGGAAGGUAA
Nomia melanderi (Alkali bee) is the source of this 2591-nucleotide messenger RNA. RefSeq lists its product as uncharacterized. Gene Ontology annotation, cellular component: trans-Golgi network. Lineage: Eukaryota; Metazoa; Arthropoda; Insecta; Hymenoptera; Halictidae. The record is from RefSeq and is a predicted model, not a curated record.